CCCGCCUUUUCGGGUCAUUGAGAUUCUCAUCAACGCCCUCUCCAUCAUCACCCUGCCGCUCCGAGGCCGCGUCGAUGGCGAUAGAGCCCCCAAUCGAUUGAUUACUUCGACGCACAUGAGUUGACUCGAGGUGACCACUGUCGCUGGCUCCGAGUGGGGUUUCCGACCCCUACCUCGCGACCGACCGCGAAUUCUUUUGCCCGCAUCAACUACACUCGUCUCCCGCGAUCCCGCGAUCAUAGCGGCUACACCGCACAAUGGAGUCGCUCCUGUCAGUCGCUUUCGACAACCUCUCGUCGUUUGACGGCAGCAAGAUCAAAAAGGGCCUGAAACAGGUCGAAGGGCUGCUCGCGCAGAUCUGCCUCUCGGGGCCAAGCAGCCCGAGGAAACCAUCCGCCGCCCGCGGCCGAGACCAGGAACAGGCAUCCCGCAAGGGGCUCUCCGACCUUUCCGGCGACCCGGCCUUUUGCGAGUUCUUCAAGCUCCAGGAGGGAUUCGAGUGGAACAUUGCCCAGCGCCUGCUCACGACCCUCGACUGGCUGGUCGUCCGCGGCGGCGACGGCCAGUACGACCUCCUCAUUGUCAACGCGCUCGACCUCAUCCAGGGAGUGCUCCUCCUCCACCCGCCGAGCAAGGUACUCUUUGCGCGGAGCGUGCACAUGAACCUUCUUCUCGACCUGCUCGAGCCGAUCAACUGCCCGGCAAUCCAGUCCGCCGCCAUCAUCACGCUGGUCGUCGCCCUCCUCGACAUGCCGCAGAACAUGCGCGUCUUCGAGCAGCUCGACGGCCUGCUCACCAUCACCUCGCUCUUCAAGAGCCGCGAGACGGGCCGCGAGGUCAAGUUCCGCCUGACCGAGUUCCUCUACUUCUACCUCACCCCCGAGGCACCCUCGAUCCCGAGGGCCGAGGCGAGGAUGAGCGCCGGCGCGCCGGGCCUGCUGCAGCCGAGCCCUAGUAAGCUGGCCAAGGUCUUUGGCGGCAAUAGGAACGGGGAGGCCAGGGCGGACAGGCCCGGGCAGGGACGGGGGAAGGGGGGCCAGGAGAGCGACGCGACGCUGUCGGUCGAGGAGAAGAAGCGGUUGGUCGAUCGCUACCUGCCCGGUGUGGUCGAUGAAUUGUUGAAGGAUCUGGACACGUAUAAACCGUUUGGGGGAGUGCUGAGCUGACCGGCUUGGUCCGUUUGUUUCUCUCACUCCCUCCCUCUCUCCCUCCCUCUCUCUUCUCUUCUUCCUCCCUUUCGUUCUUCCAUCUGAGGCCGGCCUUGCUGUCCCUUCCCCUUGCUUUUUCCGUCAUCCUUCCAUUUC
Thermothelomyces thermophilus ATCC 42464 is the source of this 1304-nucleotide messenger RNA. RefSeq lists its product as uncharacterized. The transcript has 3 exons. The record is from RefSeq and is a predicted model, not a curated record. Lineage: Eukaryota; Fungi; Ascomycota; Sordariomycetes; Sordariales; Chaetomiaceae. Bases 258 to 1166 code for a protein of 302 amino acids.